Mya arenaria is the source of this 2082-nucleotide messenger RNA. Its product is annotated as BTB/POZ domain-containing protein KCTD6-like. The transcript is spliced from 3 exons. The record is from RefSeq and is a predicted model, not a curated record. Lineage: Eukaryota; Metazoa; Mollusca; Bivalvia; Myida; Myidae. Bases 128 to 610 code for a protein of 160 amino acids. Gene Ontology annotation, biological process: protein homooligomerization. Gene Ontology annotation, molecular function: protein binding.
AUGUGCAAGUUGCGUGUCACCGUAAAUCAUUUUUCAAAGCAUUAAACUAGAAACAUCUUUCAUUUCAAGAAAAUAAUAAUGGUGUAGUAAAUUGCGUUUAUUAUCAAGCCAAUCACGGGAUAACACGAUGUCAAAAUUCCAUAUGAUUUCAGAGAGGAUUGUAAAGUUAAACGUUGGCGGAACAUUUUACACAUCGACGAAAGCUACGCUGACAAAGGUCCAUGGUAGCUACCUGUGGCGCCUAUUUACCGGUGACGCGCCGUGUCCACGUGAUGAGAAGGGCAGUUACUUCAUUGACAGAGACGGGCCUACUUUUAGGCACAUCUUGAACUAUCUGCGUAGUGAAAGGUUGGCUGUGCCGUUCGGGUUUCGAGAAUUCGACCUUAUGAAAAUCGAAGCAGAUUACUACGGCCUGCCUGCGCUUGUGCAUGAAAUAGAAAUGACUCUGGCCUCAUUUAAGCGUAAGCGAAGACGUCGACCGAAUAGAAAGAAAACGAGCCAAAGUGUCAGUGAACUGAACAGUAUCCACGUUAAAAAUGGCGAUGUUUAUGGAUCAGAGGAAGAUUCCGAUUGGUUCUAUGACUAUGAAAGCGUAAAUGCCAUUGGUUGAAUUACUGAUAACAAAAACGCCAUUUUAAAAUAGCGGGACUUCUGUUAUGCUGGGUGUAUAUUUGUACAAAGGCCUAAUUCCAUAUUGGUCAUGGGAUACCAAGGCUGUGAAAACGGUUAUGGGUUUUGUUUACUUUCUCAUAAGUUCAUAACCAUUAUAAGCCUGUGCACAUGUGGUGUGAUUCAACACAGCAAUUGCCUGUCAGAUCUAAAUAAUCACUACCAGGCGUUAAAUGGAAACAGGCAUAUUGAUCUGUUCAGUCAGGGAAGCGGUGUGCGACAGAUGUUAGUGUAAAUGAUGUUGUUCAAUCUUUUUCUUUUCGCUGUUGAGCAACUGCAUUUGAAUUUGCUAAAGCCUGGCUCUCACUGUCACGACCCCGCCGCCCCCGACUUAUCGUAGAGGCAUUAAUUGUGAUAAAAGGGAAAUAUGGCGCCGAUCAUAUGUUUGUGUACGAACUAUUUUAAGGUGGGUAUAUAAAUAAAUAUAAUUGGACUUCAACGGGAAUAAGAUAAAACAGUGAUACUUGUACGAUUCGGGACGAUUUACAUGAUUGCUCAUAAUUAUAUAUAUAACAAUCAAAUCGUAUUGAAUCGUAGAAUAGACCUGUCCAUUCGUACUGAAUCGUCAUUAAAUUAAAUUCACGACCAACCACGAUCAACAACGAUUACCCACGAAAGGCCAAUAAUGCCAGGAAUAAUUUGGUAUUGGUUAGACAAUUACGUAGAGAUUGAACUAAGAGUGUGCUACGUUUUGAAAAAUGAAGCAAUUUGUUGCAGCACCACGACAGUCUUAAACAGUUCAAAUCGUUGUGGCUCUACCCGGGAUCAUACACGGCUCAUUACGGUUCACGCAGAUUUCGUCACAAUUCAUAAUGUGUGAAGAAUCACCACGAUUUUCGAUAUCGUUGGCAGUCGUAUUUAAAAUUGUGACAAUGAGAGCCAGGCUUCAGACAGAACCUAGAUAAGGAGAAUAUUGUAUGCUUAUUCAUUAAAUAAACUUUAUUUCCCUAGAAAAGUCUUCGAUUUUUUCAAACGCAGACUAAAUUUCAAGAUCGAUGUGUGUGUAUAUAACAUAUGUUACCUGUCUUAUGAUAAAGACGCUUGAGUCGCCCUAUGCAGCAUUAAAAUUAUUACUUCGACUGAAACCAGUGCAUAUCUGUGCUUUUUAUUAAAAGAUAAACAUUUUAUGAUGUAUCUUUAACAUUAUAUUUGACGGUGGGGCACCUUAUGUCACCGUACAGUAAAUAUGUAAGAUACAUCGUUAAAAGUCCUAUAAAAAUACAUUGACCAUAUUAGUCUGACGCUCCGUAUGUUUAUAAUUUACAUACAUGUAUGUAGUAAUCGAAGAGCGGGACGCAUGCAAAACAAUUAUUAACAUACAUGAACAGACGUCAGAUCCGAAAUAACAUACGUUAUAAUCAGUUAGGCACUAGAGAUAGAACAUAGAAGUACAUACUUUGUUAUCUGUAAUGU